Messenger RNA from Asterias rubens (European starfish), 1182 nucleotides. Its product is annotated as putative inactive carboxylesterase 4. The transcript is spliced from 2 exons. The record is from RefSeq and is a predicted model, not a curated record. Gene Ontology annotation, molecular function: hydrolase activity. The coding region runs from base 1 to 1182 and encodes 393 amino acids. Lineage: Eukaryota; Metazoa; Echinodermata; Asteroidea; Forcipulatida; Asteriidae.
AUGCACGGCAUUGUUGUGCAAAUUGUUGUGGUCAUUUUAAUGACAGUGUUGCAGUUUGAAGUGGCUUCUACAUCCGAAGAUGCACCGAUAAUUGACACAGCAGCAGGCAAGGUUGUAGGCUCUCGAGCCAAAGUUCCCCUCACUACUUCAACAAACUACACAAGUUUCUUGGGAAUACCAUACGCAGAGCCGCCACUAGGAGCACUCCGCUUCGCCAAACCCAUCCCUAAGAAGCCAUGGGAGGGUGUUCGGGAUGCGUUAACCUACGGGGCAGAGUGUCCUCAGAAAACAUCCAACUCGUCUGAGACGACAGACGAGGACUGCCUGUUCUUGAACAUAUUUGUACCAGUUGACUCCGUGACUGAGUCAAGGCGACUUCCUGUCAUGGUGUGGUUCCAUGGGGGAAGUUUCACAUCAGGUUCAGGAUCCACAUACAAUGGUAUGAAGUUAGCAACACACGGAGAAGUUGUGGUGGUGAACUUGAACUAUCGACUAGGGCUAUUGGGGUUCCUUUGCACGGGUGACGAAGCCUCCCCUGGUAACUAUGGUUUCUGGGACCAGAGACUGGCAGUGCAAUGGGUGAAAACAAACAUAUGGAACUUUGGCGGCGACCCGGAACAGAUCACCAUCUUCGGUGAGUCCGCAGGAGGAAUGAGUGUUUCGUUCCAUGCAUUGUCGCCAGUGAACGACCGGAGUUUGUUCCAGAGGGUCAUCGCUGGGAGCGGUGCUGCCGACGAUUCCUUACUUAUGGCCAGCGAAACCUGUCGUGCAACGGCCGGUGCCAUCGGUGGGGCGGUCGGUUGCGACAACACCACCGACUCCACCCGCUCUCUUAUAGACUGCCUCCGCAAGGUUCCCCAACAGACAUUCAUCACUCUCCAGUCCCAGCCAUCAGUGAUUGGGCAUACACCCAUCGGCCCAACUCUGGAUGGUGAAUUCAUUACAGAUCGUAUAAGUAACCUUAUACAAUCACCCAACAUUGCCCAGUAUGAUCUCCUGACAGGUGUUAACAGUGACGACGGUUCGUACUUCGGCAUAGAUCCAGAUGGUGUGGAUGGCCAACUCUUCACGUCCCAAACCACCGCCUUCUUAGAUGAUGGAUACCCAAAAAAGCUUGAUGGUAAUGGCGGGAGACUCCGUCUUCUUCGCCCCGACCAUCAACAACUUACGCCAUCACUUUGA